AUGGCUGGGGAGGCACAGGGGGAGGGCUGGGACGGGCUGACUACACCAUGCCACCCUCAGGAGCAAGACCCAUCCCGGAGUGAGUGCGGGGCAGUCCGGCUCACCCUCCGCACCCUCCAUGCCACCAGCUCCGUCCAGUUUCCCCCUUUGUGCUGGUGGAGUUCUGCUGGCUUCAGCCUUAUGCCGUCGCCGGCCCCGCCGCCCCGCGCCCUCCUCCGCGCCAAGCCGGUGCACCGGGAGCGCCUGCCGCAGUCCAGCCGCUGGGACCCGCCUGCCUGGCAGCGCGGCAACGGGGUGUUGGUGGAAGGAGAACUCCUGGACGGCUCUCGGCACCUCAUCUUGGACGCUGCUAACAGGAAGGGGCGCUACUUUGUGCUGUACGUCAGGCCCACGCUCAUCCAUCGCCGCAGGUUUGACUCCGAGGGGCAAGAGGUGGAGCCCAACUUCAGCCAGACCCGGAAGGUGACCACGGGCUUCCUCAUGGCCUCCUACAAGGUGGAAGCCAAGGGCAGCACAGACCGGCUGACUCUGGAGGAGCUGGAGUGCCUGGUGGGGAAGCCGGAGCUGGCCAAGAUGACGCAGCCCCACACGCCCAGCCAGGCCGUGGCCUUCUGGCUGCCCGAAAGCGAGAUGGAGCGGAUGGAGCUGGAGGUGGGGACGCAGGUCCGCCUGAAGACCCUGGGGGACAGCCCCUUCGUUUUCUCCUUGGCUAAGCUGGAAGCCGGGACGGUGACCAAAUGCAACUUUGCCGGUGAGCAGCAGGCUGGAGCGUCCUGGACGGACAACAUCUUUGCUAACAAGCAGCACGGGGAGCUGGCUGGCGAGCCCCGAGGGCCCGGGGACGGCGCAGAAGAUGCCGAGUGGGAGGACUGAGCCCUGGGGGGCCCCGUUCCCGAGGACGUCUGUGGCUCGCGGCCCCGUCUCGGAGGCCUUGGUGUGCUCUGCCCUCGGUGGCUGCGUGGCUGGAUCGUCUCUCUGCAGGGCAGCCCCUCCGGGAUGGAGGUCCCUGCCCUGGACUCCGGAUUCCUCCUGGCUCGGGGGACUCGGCCUUGGCCCCGCCGAUGAUGCUGGACUACAGUUCCCAUCGUCCCUGGCUACAGUUACCUUCAGCCAUUGUGGCUGGGCAUGAUGGGAGUUGCAGUCCCAUGACGCCUGGGGAGUCGGCACCCCCCCCCCCGUCCUGGCUGCUUCCCAGCGACCUGAGGGAGGCCACACUGGCGACCUUUCCUUGUGACCGAGGGGUCCCUGCCUGGCUGUGGGCCUGGAGCAAGGGAGCCCCUGCAGCGGGGGGGGGGGGCUCUUCGGGGCACCCUCCACUCAGAACUCCUUGGAGAAGUUCCGGGGGGGGGCGGGGGGGCUGCUUGCAUCCCGGGCGGCUGGAUGCUGCCAGAGGCAGAGUGCCGGAGGGGCCCCUCCACCCCGGAGGGGGCGUCCCACCGAGGGCUCCCCUCCCAUUCCAAGCAGCGGCCUGGAAACUGGUGCCUGGCCUGGCCGGCCGUUGCUGUGCCUCCCUCGGCCGGGCUCUCAGCUGCGGCCCUGGCCUCGCCUGGCCCACCUUGCAUACCAGCUCCCCAGGCGUGGGUGACGGCAGACCCUCCUCCUCCUCCCCCCCCCCCGGGAUGUGGGUGCCGCCCCAAAGGGAGCGUGUGGGCAGAAGGCCCCCGGCUCCGUCCCCGCGUCUCCAGCCAGGGGGCCGGUGCUGGGGUCGAGGCGAGGCCGUGGAGCUGCUGCCCGCCAGAGCAGGCAGUGCCGGGCGUGAGGCAGCAAGGAGCCGGAGCUGCUCUUGAGGGUCUCGGCUCUUCCCCGGGAGUGACUCCAGACCCCCUCGAAAGCCCUGCGCAGCUUCCGGGGGCCAGGCGGCAAUCGCUGUGCGCCCCUGGCCUGGGCUGUGCUGGGGAUGCCGCUGCCUGCUGGGCUGGGAAGACUGGACGGCCCCAGCCCUCCUCGGCUUGGCCGUUUCGCCCUCGACUGGCUUUUCGAGUCCUCGGGAAGGGCAAGUAAGAGCCCGGCCACUGUGGCUGGCUAACAGGUCAGGGCCAGGAGCGGAGUCCUGAGCCCCCUCCCCAGAUGCCGCCGUGGGGCUUCUCCGGGCUCUUCUCUUCUGAGGGAGUUGGCUCCCCCCGCUCUGGGUGUGUCUGUCUGUGGCUGGACGGCCAGGGCCUCGCUCCAGGGCAGAGUCCCUGCUUGGCCUGCCCAAGGCUCAGCCCCAGGCGGCAGCAUCUCCAGGUAGGGCUGGGGGGAGACCGCUGUCUGGACACCCCCCCCCCGCCCGGGGGGGGGAGCCACUGCCAGUUGGGGCAGUCUCUGCUGAGCGAGGCAGAUCGGGGGGGGGGGGGUCCGCCUCAGUAAAAGGCCGCUCGGCACGUUGAAAAGGAAGCCCCCCCCCAGGCCCCCUAGAGGCCAGCGGCUGCUACUGCCGGGGCUCCCAACCUGUGGUGCUCCAGAUGUUGCUGGACUACAACUCCCAUCACCCCCAGCCUCAAUAAAUUGUAACCCCUGCACCAA
Molecule: messenger RNA, 2505 nt
Organism: Hemicordylus capensis (graceful crag lizard)
Lineage: Eukaryota; Metazoa; Chordata; Lepidosauria; Squamata; Cordylidae
Gene: ARPIN
Product: actin related protein 2/3 complex inhibitor
Exons: 7
Coding region: 1-873 (290 amino acids)
Biological process (GO): negative regulation of actin nucleation
Source: RefSeq, a predicted model, not a curated record